AUGGCAGGCUGGAAUGACCUUCCUACUGAGCUUCGGUUGGCCAUUCUGGAGCUCCUGGCGGAAGAUCCUGGUCUCCAGGAUCCCGCCGCUGGAAAAAGGCCAUUGUCCUGCUACGUAUGUGUGUGUCGGGAAUGGCAGGACGUUUUCGAAAAGAGAAACUUUGCCCAUAUUAGACUGUCACCUGCGUGUUUGAGAGCCUUCAGCCGACUCGUUCGUCCCAGGAGCAUGAUCCGUCACAUCUGGCUUUGCAUCAACCUAAAGACUUACAACUGCGUGAAGUGCUAUGUUUCGCACGAGAUUUCUGAUAUUUACAGCAGCAAGGUCCUCGUCGGAGAAACCAUCUCGAAUCUGUUUUACAUCCUCAGUCGCUGGUGCCUGACUGACACCGAGAACGGUAACGGGAUCAGCUUAGAAAUCAGUGCCCACGCUCCUGGCGACUAUCGCGAUGCGUUUGGCUCCCGGGCUUUCCAAGUUGCCUACACAGCUCCUUAUGACCCUAUCGAGCAGUGCAACUGCCUCGAUCCCCAUGUCACAGACACGCGGAGCAUUUCCAUUAUCCGUCUCUUUACCUUGCCAAUGACCCUGCUUCCUGAGCUGACCUUGCCCAUGGUGGGUGUGGUCACCACACUGAUCGUGCGUCGUCAGACGCAUCGCCAGUUUUCCGCAGAAUCAUACAGUCGGAUCGUCUGCCAUUUACCCAAUCUUCGCUAUAUCCGCCACGAGACCUGGAGGGAGCUCUCGAGAUCAUCUCAGCCUGUGAUGGAUGCAGAUAAUAGAAAACUUCUGUGGACCGUCUUCCCUCAGACCCUGAAAAGCCUCUCCCUCUUCAAGGAUUUCAAUGAACACUUCAUCUACGAGUUCCACGGACCGGCCGAGUUCCACGACGAACUCUUUCGCGAUAUCGACCCAUCCGUCGGUUUCGCUCUCGCAGCAAAGAGUCAGCGUCUGGAACAUCUAUCUGCGGGGUUCAUCGUGGAUGCCACGUCAUUCUUCAUCGGGAUUCGCCGCAACUGGGGCUGGGAUAAUCUUCUCACACUGGCUUUGACAUCCAAUCUCUUCCAACCUGACAUGGACCUAGAGGGUGUCAACGAAUUGCUGUUUCUCGCCGGAAAAGCCGCGCUCAAGAUGCCGCAGCUUCGCGUCAUGGAGCUCUGGAACGGCGGACACGGGUUUGGAUCCAUCUUCCGCUACGACAGAAGAGACGAUUUUGCUUCGGUUACGUGGCUGAGCAGCGUCUUGAAGCUGCAGUUCCGCGUUGGAGUGGUUGACGUUUGGAACGAGGUGGCGCAUCAUCACGACCGGCCGGGAGUUCGCUUUUUUGUCGAGACAUUGGAUAGAAACGGGCUUUUGUCCCAUGGGGAUACGAUCAAUAUGCUUGUCCUCAGAUAUGAGGUGCUGGAUCCUAUGUCGUUAUAUCAGAUUGUUAUGGAGGGGAGAUAUUACAGCUGA
Aspergillus tanneri is the source of this 1449-nucleotide messenger RNA. RefSeq lists its product as uncharacterized. The record is from RefSeq and is a predicted model, not a curated record. The coding region runs from base 1 to 1449 and encodes 482 amino acids. Lineage: Eukaryota; Fungi; Ascomycota; Eurotiomycetes; Eurotiales; Aspergillaceae. The transcript is spliced from 2 exons.